Quercus robur (English oak) is the source of this 2211-nucleotide messenger RNA. RefSeq lists its product as uncharacterized. The record is from RefSeq and is a predicted model, not a curated record. Lineage: Eukaryota; Viridiplantae; Streptophyta; Magnoliopsida; Fagales; Fagaceae. The transcript has 7 exons. Bases 1 to 2211 code for a protein of 736 amino acids.
AUGAGUUCGCAAAAUACAUCGGCGGUGAAUACCGAUGACAUAGAACGUCGUCGAGAACAAUGGAGAUAUUAUGCUUGCUUGAGAAGACAACGAGAAGACAAUGAAAGCAGAAAUAUUCGAUUGGCAAGACGUCGUGCUAAUUACUCAAGACAAAGGCAACAAACUUUAGGUGGUGAUCACAUUUUAGUGGGAGGCCCAACAAAUUUAAAUGAAGAAGAUGUUGUACAUUCUAAUUCAACAUCAACAAACCCAUCACUAAUACCACCUAAUCACGAGGAUGGACGAAGUCGUCGGCUUACCCAUAUCCGUAACUUGGCACGCAAUAUGCCAGUUGAGCAUAGGGCUAUGCAAGAAGUCAGUGGUCUCCCUCCAACCUAUCCAACUAUAAUGGCGAAUGACUUUGAGGCUGGAUCAAGUCAUAUAAAUUCUAAUGUUACUACUGUUACAGAAAGAAUUGAAGGAGUUGAAAAUAUAGUUGAGCAAAACCAAGGGGAUGCCUAUAGAGAACAAGGAGCAGAAAGAACAGAAGCAGUUGAAAAUAUAAAUUGUCAAAAUCACGGGGAUGGCUACAGAGAACAAGAAGCUCAUGAAGAUAUUGUGCAACUUAUUCAAAGGAUCUUAGACAUGCAUAACCCAUUUGUGGAGAAAUUUCGUCAACUAUCUCGAAGUCUAAAUUUACAUCAAUGUAAACUUCUGAUUAAAGAACAACCUUUAAACCAACCUCAAUAUUGCCUUCCUAGUGCUUCCCAAGUGGCAGCUAUUAUUGUAGGAGGAGAAGAAGCUGGUCAUUUAAGUGGUAGAGAAAUUUUGGUUCAAACAUUUGGUGGUAAUUUGAUCAAUGUUCAAGAUACAGCAGGAUAUUAUGAUCCAUUGCAGUACCCAAUACUUUUCCCAUUUGGAACAUAUGGAUGGGAUAUCAAUACACGCGACACUAAUAGAAAUAAAGUGUCAUGUCGUGAGUAUUAUGCAUUCAUCUUUCAGAUUCGCGACGAUGCUCUAUCAAUGAUUUGGUAUGGAGGACGCCUUUCACAACAGUAUGUUGUUGAUAAUUAUGUAAAAAUUGAAACACACAAGCUUAGGUGGUUUGAGCACAAUCAAGAUUCUAUUAGGGCAGAUCUGUACCAAGGCCUACAAGAUGCUUUCCAUGAAGGAGAGAGUGAUACUGGAAAUGUUGGACAUAGAACCAUUCUACCUUCAUCAUUUGUGGGAAGCCCACGCGAUAUGAUCCAACGAUUUCAAGAUGCAAUUUCAUUGGUUCAAAAGUUUGGGAAACCAGAUUUAUUCAUCACAAUGACGUGUAAUCCAGGAUGGGAAGAAAUCCAAAAUGAGCUUUUACCUGCACAAACCGCACAAGAUCGUCCAGACUUGCUUGCAAGAGUUUUCAAAUCAAAAUUUGAAGAAUUGAAAGAUGAUAUUGUGGUUAAAGGGGUUCUCGGAAGAGUUAUUGUAUAUGUGCAAGUCUUUGAGUUCCAAAAAAGGGGUUUACCACAUGCACACAUGCUUAUAAUUCUCGAUGAAGAUGAUAAAUUGCAUAAUCCAGAGGAUUACGAUCGAGUUGUUAAAGCAGAAAUACCGUAUAAGGAGGAACAACCUCAGUUACAUAAAGCUGUACUGAAACAUAUGAUACAUGGUCCUUGCGGAGUACAAAAUCCAAGAUCACCAUGUAUGAAAAAUGGGCGAUUUAAAAAAGGAUACCCAAAGCCUUUCUCACCAGAAACCUACCAAGGCAAUGACUCAUAUCCUGUUUACAAACGAUAUGAUACUAAUAAUCCCGUGCCAUUGAAUGAUCAUUGCAGGAUUAUGGUAGAUAAUACUUGGGUUGUUCCAUAUAAUCCUUGGUUACUGCUAAAAUAUAAUUGUCAUAUUAAUGUUGAAAUAUGUUGCAGUAUCAAGAGUGUAAAGUACUUAUACAAAUAUGUGUAUAAAGGCCCAGAUCGUGUCUCUAUGGAAGUUAGACCAGGCCCAAAUUAUGAUGAGGUCCAACAGUACGUUGAUGCAAGAUGGGUAUGUGCUCAAGAGGCAUGUUGGAAGAUAUUUUCUUUCCCUAUGUAUCGAAUGUACCCUGCCGUUUUUCGUUUGCAAAUUCAUCUUCCAGAUAGACAACAGGUACAUUUUAGACCACAUGAACCAAUUGCUAAUGUUUUGGAGCGAAGUAAAAAGACAAUGCUCACUGAAUUUUUUUAUAUGAACACGAUUGAUCAUGAUGCAUGA